AUGGUUCUUGCGGACAUCUUUUUCGAGUUCACUUUAUCUAUGUGCUAUGUUUUCAAUGCAGACUGUUGUGGGAAUUUCUCAAGCUUUAAGUGCUGUACCAGAAAAUGUUUCUGCAUCUCUGGCAUUGUGCUGUUAGGCCUGAUCACUGUUGCAUCUGGUGUUACCCUCAUGAUUUUUGGCAUUCCCCAACAUCCUCCUGUUAAUCGCUUCUGCACAACAGUCCAGAAUCUGUCAGGCUUCCUGUGUGAUGACAGAGUGACUUGCAUCAUGCCAUCUGAUGUCUGCAAUGGGGUUCAGAACUGUCCCAGUGGAGGUGAUGAGGACCCACACAUGUGCAGUGACCAACCAAAUAACAUUCCAAGCAGACUAAUAUUCCAGUGUGGAAACCCUCAAUUUUGGAUUUUCAUUGACCGGAAAUGCAACAAUAUAAAUGACUGUGGGGACUGUUCAGAUGAAAUUGGUGCCUAUGCAGAUUGCCCUGCUUGUGGGCCGGGGUGGUGGUCCUGCACUCCUGUGCUGUACAAGUACUGUGAGUGUAUCCCUCAGUGUUUGUGCCAGAAUGGUCAGCAGGAGUGUUUUGACUGGUCAGAUGAGUACACUUGCACCAGAAGUGCUUGUGGGGGGUGA
This is a messenger RNA of Conger conger (European conger), 627 nucleotides long. Its product is annotated as low-density lipoprotein receptor class A domain-containing protein 1-like. The transcript is spliced from 4 exons. The record is from RefSeq and is a predicted model, not a curated record. The coding region runs from base 1 to 627 and encodes 208 amino acids. Gene Ontology annotation, molecular function: protein binding. NCBI's taxonomy places the organism in Eukaryota, Metazoa, Chordata, Actinopteri, Anguilliformes, Congridae.